CUCCUCCCCCGAGAGAACGUCAGUAGAUUAUGACGUCACACGGUAUAAACUAUACACCCGCGCGCUCUGAAGAUCACUUCAGUUCAGUGAGACUCCGAAGCAGAAGCGAAGACGUUCACCUGAGCAGAGACUCGAAGUCCCUCCAAACAGACAGUUGACUAAAAUUCAGCAAGUUUGACAGCGAUACAGUCAACACGCGUUUCUCCUGCGUUUGAGUCAGUGGAGCUCUACUUCAGCAGCUCAGUGUCAGCAGAUGUUCAGAUGAUGUUGAGUGACUCUCCACAGACAGCUGGAGGAAAAAGCUCUUCAGAACAACAGGCUUCUCCCGCAGCAGCCGCUAUGGAGAACCGCCCAACAGAAAAACAAACCAGGAAGAGGAAGAAAAAAUGCAUCCAUGCAUUCUUCCGGCGAAUUGGGAAGACUUUAAAGCUUUGCACCCUACAUUGCUACAGGGACGAUAUAUUGCCCCCAUCUCCAUCCGAUGAUCCAGCAGAUCUCCAGCCAGGUUUUUCUGGCCUUGAAUGGGCGUUAUCAAUCGAUCCAUGUCCAUCUGGUUUGGAGCUGACAGUUAACACCAAUCCGGCUGAUCCUGAUGGGUCAUUGGUCUCAGGACCAUCCAGUCUUGAGGUGAUAUCUGACAGUGAUCAGGCUGAUCCGGAGCCAUCACCUGUCCCAGGUCCAUCCAGCCUCGAUUUAAAGUUAACACUGGAUCCAGGUCUAUCCAAACUGAUUUCUGAGACAAUGAAUGUCCCAGGACUAUCUAGUCUUGAUGUAACACCUGUACCAAGUCUAUCCAGUAUUGAGAUGAAACCGGACAUGGAUCUAACCGAGCUCAAGCCAUCAUCUGUCCCAGGUCCAUCUGGUUUUGAGGCAGCUGUUGAACAACAAUCAACAAAGAGGAAGAAGAAAGGCAUCUGUGCAUUCUUCCGCCGGACAUGGAGGGCUGUUAAGUGUGCUGCUCUCUGUUGCCAAAGGGGCAACAAAGUGGCUCCAGAUCCAUUUGCCAUUGACCCAAUGGCUCAACAGGAUAAUUCGGAUCUCCAGCCAGAUUUAUUCAGCCUUGAGUGGCUGACACUUAAUGCUGAGCCAACAUAUCUGGAGCCAUCACCUGUCCCAGGCCCAUCCAAACUGAAUAAUGAGCCAAUGCCUGCCCCACAUCAGUCUGGUUAUGAGCCACCUGUUGAAAAACAAAGAAAAAUCAGGAUGAAGAAAGACAUCCAAGCAUUCUUCCAGCGAACAUGGAGGACUGUUAAGUUUCCCUCCUUGGCCCCAGAUUCAUGUCGAGUUGAGCCAGUAGCUCACUGGGAUCCAGUGGACCUCCAGCCAGGUCUAUCUGGUCCCUUGUGGUUGUUAAGGAAUGAUCCAGGUCCAUCUUGUUUCGAGGUGACAGUCACGGCCAACCAAAAUCCACCUGAUUCUAAGCCAGAUCCAUUCAGCCUUGAUUCACACUUAACACUUGACCCAGGCCCAGGUAGUCUUAUAGUUGAGUUGACGUCUGUCCCAGGACCAUCCAGUCAGGAGAUAAUGCCAGUCAAUGGGUCUGACAUGGGUCUGGAUGUUCCUGAGCUAAAACCCAUUCCAGGUUCCAGUCUCGUUCUGACAGCUGCUGUGGAUCUGAUUGAUCCCGAGACGUCAUCUGCCUCUGGUUCAUCCAGCUGCAGACGGACACCUGACACUGAUCUGGACAAUUCUAAACAAAAACAUGUCCCAAUCCUAUCUGGUUUUUGACCAACUGCAGCAUCAUUUUCCUCCUGUUAUGAUGUGGGAGUGAAGUUGGGACAGGGAGCCUUUGGUUCUGUGUAUAAGGGGACUCACAGAUUUAGUGGCCAGAAGGUUGCUAUCAAAUGUAUACCUAAGAAGCCCUGGAACAGCUUUAUUAAUGUGCCUGGAUCUACAGAACCUCUGCUGUCAGAAGUGGUUAUGAAUGUGAUGGUGUGUGCACCUCCGAAAAGCCCCUACAUUGUACAAAUGAUCGAGUGGUUUGAUCAGACACAUCAAUUUGUCAUAGCAAUGGAAUAUCCACAUCCAUGUCAGACCUUGCUGGAAUUUACCAUGUGCCAUGGAAGUUGUCUGGAUGAAUCUGUGGCACGUGGUUUAAUGCGGCAAGCGGUGCUUGCAGCCAAACACUGCAUUGAACGGGGCAUCUUACACAAUGACAUCAAGACGGACAACAUGCUGGUCAACACAGAAACACUGCAGCUCAAACUAAUAGACUUCAGCUGUAGCAAACGUAUUAACAUGUCUUGCUCCGAAGAUCAUCAACAGGCGGUUGGAUCAACAGUCUGGUCUUUGGCUAUGGUACUUUUGGAGAUGAUAAGCAGAGACCAGCCCAUAAGUGUUUUUAUCCCCAAAGCACAUCAUCCUUUGAUACCAAAUUUAUCGAGUGUUAGACAACAGCACACAACAAUAAUACACACAUAAAUUCUUGGCACCAUAUCAGGGUGUACAACUUCUCAGCUACUAAAUAUUAAAGGGAAACUGAUAGAUAGAAUACCAAAAAAUUGAUAUUUAAAGUGCAAUAAGUGCAACACACAGGAGAUUGUCCCUGCUUAAAAUUGAAUACAGUAUGAAAUACUAUGUUUUUCAGAAGCUUUUCAUACUUGACUACAUGCCUGUGCUAUGCUGUCAUAAAGAGCAUACAUGACUUGCCAGCUUUUUCCUCUUUGAAAACUUAUACAGAGUUCCAAGAUCUGAUAUAGCAGUGUCUGGUCAGGCAUCAAAACGAGACGUUAGAGCAGAUUUUAGAACAUCAGUGGUUUAAGCAGGACUGAGGGAAGCCAGAGGCUCAGGAGGCAGGUUGUGUAACAGAUUGAGGGAAGGCAGAUACUAACCACCUCUUCAUUAAAAAAAAGCAGAUCAUUCAUCUGUAGAGAAUAGCUUACAGACAGCACUUUACUGCAGACUGCGGACUUUCACCUUUCACCUUUCACCCGUGGCAUUGAAUAUUACACCUACUAUGUAGACUAUACUAUACAUUUUGCCAAGACAAAUUUGUCAAGAUUCUAGUAUUUGGUUUUUCUCAAAAAUCAUAGAUAAUUGUGCACUUUGGAGAAAAACUAAAUGAAAGAGAAUAUAGUAGUCUAGAGACAAAUAGGCCUAAUACUGAAGGUUCGGGGUGAAUCCUUAGGGGCCUUUUGCCACAGAUGAAAUAAUCCAGGCAUAGCUGAAUUUAAACAGUAAUUUAGAGGAAUUUGACAGAAAAUUUCGAGGGAAGACCCAGUAAACAUUUUACAGUAUAUUACUGACCACCAGAUGUACAUUAGUUUAGGUGCUGACAUUAGAUCAGGUACCGAGGGUAGAGUCAUUUUAUUACAAUAGGCCA
Molecule: messenger RNA, 3322 nt
Organism: Carassius carassius (crucian carp)
Lineage: Eukaryota; Metazoa; Chordata; Actinopteri; Cypriniformes; Cyprinidae
Exons: 8
Coding region: 262-1728 (488 amino acids)
Source: RefSeq, a predicted model, not a curated record